AACUGGGAGGAAGGGCUGCAGGGGGCUUAUUCUGCCUUUUCAGCUGGGGCGUUCGGGACUAGGUCUUCCCAUCACCGUUCUUCCUGUGGGAUUCCCUGGUGGCCGCAAUACUCAACCUCGGGACUCUGUCCUGCUUCGUGGGAUCCUCUCCUCCUUGAGACUGUUCCCCAUCACGUUCCUCAUGGAGCCCAUCAAUCAAGGGUCUCCCCUAGUGUCUCACCCUUCUCCCCUGCCCAAGUGCCCUCUGUGGCCUUUUCCUGGCUCGCUCUGGUGACUCUAGCGUCUCUCUCCCAGGAUGUUCCGCCGAGAGCGCUCCAUCCCACUUCGCGACUCUGCCGCCGCCCUGUCUAACAACCUCAGUGUACUGCAGCUUCCAGCCCGUGAUCUCACGCAUUUUGGAGUGGUUCAUGGACCGAGCGCCCAGAUUCUCAGCGCUGCCCCUGAGGGUGUGCCCUUGGCCCAGCGCCAGCUCCAAGUCAAAGUGGGCGUUGGAGUGAAUCCCCCACUUAUCACUCAGGUCCACUGGUGUGUCCUCCCCUUCAGAGUACUGCUGGUUCUCACCUCACAUCGAAGAAUACAGAUGUACGAAUCUGACGGCUCCCUCAUGGUCUAUUGGCAUGCCUUGGAUUCAGGAGAUGCGUCUCCAGCACAGGCUAUGUUUGCCCGAGGAAUCGCUGCCAAUGUUCACUUCAUCUGUGUGGGAACAUGGUCCGGUCGGGUACUGGUGUUUGACAUCCCUGCUAAGGGUCCCAACAUUGUACUGAACGAGGAGCUGGCUGGGCACCAGACGCCAAUCACAGACAUUGCCACUGAGCGUGCCCAGGGGCAGGAUGGUGUUGCUGACAUGGUGACAGCCGAUGACUCUGGUGUUCUGUGUGUCUGGAGGUCAGGAACUGCGUUCACAUUACUGACUCGAAUACCAGGAUUCGGGGUCCCUUGCCCCUCCGUGCAGCUGUGGCAGGGCAUUGUGGCAGCAGGAUAUGGGAAUGGGCAAGUGCGUCUGUAUGAUGCCAUUACAGGAGCACUCCAUGUCCAGAUCAGUGCCCAUGCCCGGACCGUCUGUGCCCUGGACCUCGCUCCAGAAGUAGGCAAGCUCCUCUCUGCAGCUGAGGACACAUUUGUGCACAUCUGGAAGCUGAACAGGAGUCCAGAGAAUGGCUCCAUUGAGGUUGAACACUGCCAUGGUGAAUGUGUUUCUGACACCCAGGUGUGUGGUGCUCGGUUCUGUGACCCAUCAGGGAGCUCCUUUGCGGUGACAGGUUAUGACCUUGCUGAGAUCCUGCGAUUCAGCAGUGUCUGAGAGAGGAGCAGCCGUCCCUUCUCCCUUGGUAUUUAUAAAGAAUUCCUUCCACGAA
Messenger RNA from Onychomys torridus (southern grasshopper mouse), 1355 nucleotides. RefSeq names its product WD repeat domain 54 (gene Wdr54). NCBI's taxonomy places the organism in Eukaryota, Metazoa, Chordata, Mammalia, Rodentia, Cricetidae. Gene Ontology annotation, molecular function: protein binding. The record is from RefSeq and is a predicted model, not a curated record. The transcript is spliced from 9 exons. Gene Ontology annotation, biological process: cilium assembly; cilium-dependent cell motility; sperm axoneme assembly. The coding region runs from base 296 to 1300 and encodes 334 amino acids.